Aspergillus piperis CBS 112811 is the source of this 1358-nucleotide messenger RNA. Its product is annotated as alpha/beta hydrolase. The transcript has a single exon. Bases 245 to 934 code for a protein of 229 amino acids. The record is from RefSeq and is a predicted model, not a curated record. Gene Ontology annotation, molecular function: hydrolase activity. Lineage: Eukaryota; Fungi; Ascomycota; Eurotiomycetes; Eurotiales; Aspergillaceae.
GUUAUUUUGUUGGGCUCGAUCCUUCUUGCAAUUGCUCACUUCAGUAGCGUAACAAGUAGCGACAGAAUAUAUAAACGCAACAAGAAGCUUCUGGUUUUAGUAUCAACUCGAGGCACCCAUUAUCACCAACUAUGCCAUCAUUCCAAGCGAAUCUCUACACCACCUUCGCCCUCACCACUCUCCUCAUCCGUAUUCUCGGCACCCUCAUCUACUACCUCACCCGCUUCACGCGGCCCCAUGAAGCAUGGACCUAGUCAUCGGUGUGAGGCUCUACUCCCUAGGGUUGAACUACCUAACAGCAAUUGAAUACGGCGUCCUCAAAACCCUUACCCCAGGCCGUGAAGGCGACCGCUUCAUAAUCGUCAGCCCACCAGACACCGCCACGUCCGACCAACUAGCACUCCAUUACUUCCGCAGCAGCAUCCUCACCAGCGUUUCAUCCAUCCGUCCCGUCCCUAUCGGCGCAGUAUGGCACCCUGCCCUCCCCUCUUCCAAACCAGCUCGAGUAGUCCUUCACUUCCACGGCGGCGCGUACGUCGUCGGCGGUGUCCGCCUCAACAUAAACGGCUGGAGCCCUAGUAUACUCAGCGAUGUGAUGAAAUCUCACGUCAUGCUGCCGCAGUAUCGCCUCUCCAUGGAAGAAAAUGCCUCGUUUCCUGCUGCCCUGAAAGAUGGGAUCACGGCUUAUGUGUAUCUUCUCGAGAAUCUGGAUUUAGAGCCUCAGAAUAUAAUCCUGUCCGGUGAUUUGGCGGGCGGGAAUCUUGUCCUCUCCAUGAUUAGAUAUUUGGUCGAGAAGAAAAAAGGAACGGAGGCGUUAGCAUUGCCUGCGGCUGCGUUGUUAUGGAGUCCGUGGUUGGAUUUAACAGAGAAUGGGCCGCGGAAGGUUGAUCAGCAUCCGCGUCGAUGGGUUGAUUAUCUUUUGGGGAUUUGCUAGAGUGGGGUAUCAGGCGGGUAACGCCUAUGGGUUGGAAGAGGGGACAUCGUUUUCUGAGUCCCCUUGGGGAUGGGUUUAGGACUUUGGAAAUGCCGAUUUUCCUGCAGGCGGGGACGGAGGAAGUUUUCUUUGAAGAUCAGGUGGCAUUUGUGGAGGAGAUGAGGGCGUUGCGGAAUGAUAUUGAGUUUUGUGAGGUGAAUGAUGCACCGCAUGAUAUUUUUAUGGCAGGGAAUGUUGAGAUUCGAGAAGGAGGCGGAGGAUGCGAUGGAGAGGGCCAGGACGUAUGUGAACAAGAGAGUGGGCUGGUUUGGUUGUUUCGAUGCUGUAGAGAUGGUAUGUACAUGAAUUUGUGGUAUGGGCUAUUUCCCGGACUGGAAUUGGCUAUUGAAUGCCACUGAACGGUGAUCUAUGGGUAUCUCGGGUU